Molecule: messenger RNA, 1197 nt
Organism: Darwinula stevensoni
Lineage: Eukaryota; Metazoa; Arthropoda; Ostracoda; Podocopida; Darwinulidae
Source: the annotation of a GenBank genome assembly
AUGACGACGGAAUCCGGGAGGUCAUCCGGAAAUGAUGAACUCAAACCCUUUUGGGCUGCAUUGGCAGACAGGUUGGAUGUUCCUAAGAUAGCACCCAUACUCGUUUCAAAGGAUGUUCUCGCUCCAAACUGGAGAGAUACGGAAGAAAAAUUAUCCACGAAGCAAGAAGAAAGGGAAGCCAUUCUCAAAAUUGUUCGGGGGCAAGGUCCUUCGGGAAUCCAGAAAUUUAAGGACGCCCUGGAGGAGAUCGGUCAAUCGCACCUAAUGACACCUGUCGAACCUUCUCUGCGAGAGAAUCCUGCACCUUCCGCCUCUGAAGCAGCCGAAUCGAAGCCUCUGCUACUUGACAAAGGACCAUCGAUAGAGACCGACCAAACCGGGACACAUCCUCAUAAUGUCAAUAAACCAACCGUAGCUUAUUCUGCCAACUCAAAGCGAAAUAUGUAUUUGACCAGCUUCGGGUUUGUCUGCCUCAUUUUCUUGGGGUUAUUUAUCGUGAUUCUUCUCGUUGGUUCACCUAUGGUUUGGUCCUACAUGUGGAACCCAACAAAGGUAAAUUGUGAUAUAAAGGAAAGCCAACAACAGAAAGUGAUUCUCAAACCAGGAAAGAAAAAUGCCAUAGAUCCCUUUCCCAUGGACUGGGAUGGUGUGAUUUCACAAUUGCAUACGCAAGAGAAUGGACCAACUACAGAAACAAGCGAAUCAGCAGAAGAGAAGGGAAACUUUGAUACUGCACCUGAAGGAAAUUCAGAUUGGGUGUUGAAUGUCGCUAAUGCCCUUGACUCAGUGGAGGAAAUAGCGCAAUUGCUGCCGAGUAUGACAGAACGCGAAGCGGCUGCAUGGAACAACAGGAGGGAAGCAGAAAAAGAGGCAGCACGAGAGGCGGGGGCUGCUGGGUAUUGGAGGAAGGAGGUGGAGAAUGGUAAAGCCGACGUGGAUCUGCAGCGGGCAUUGUCAUAUGAGAGUGUGGCAGCGGCCUGGAGAGCGGUUGCGGUCAAAUGGGAAGCAGCCAGAGUGGCAUAUGAAUAUAUCCUUGAGAAGGCAGAAGUGGAGAAUGGGGGGGAGGACUUGCUUUACGGGCUUGAAUCUGGGAUAAGAAAGGCAAAGCUAUGCUGGAAUGAGGCGGAGGAGGCCAACAUUGAUGCGGAGAAGAAGGCGAAAGCUGUGUCUCUACAAACGUCAAAACAUAUAUUUUAG